Molecule: messenger RNA, 1409 nt
Organism: Oryza sativa Japonica Group (Japanese rice)
Lineage: Eukaryota; Viridiplantae; Streptophyta; Magnoliopsida; Poales; Poaceae
Molecular function (GO): phosphoprotein phosphatase activity
Source: RefSeq, a predicted model, not a curated record
CCUUGGCAGCAUGAGCUUCCAACCUACCCGACCGUUGCGUUGCCCUCCCAAAACCAAACCAAAUCAAAUCACAUUCACACCAUUCCACUUCCCCCCUUUCUCCCUCCCGACCGUUGCAAAUUCCUCCCUCCACUAAAACCCAAAUCCCCCACUUCCCCCACCACCGCGCCUCUCCGCCAUGGUGUCGAGGACGCCCACGAAGCAGCCGCUGUCCCCGCUGCCGAGGGCGGCCAGCGGCAGCCCCACCAAGCCGACGCCCUCGCCCUCGCCCUCGCCGGCCUCCGCCAGGCGCCGCCGCGUGCUCCGCCGCGGGAGCCCCGGGAGGAUCAAGUCGCUCGCCGCAACGUUCGACACCUCCCUCCGCGGCUGCCGCCGCCGCCUCCUCAAGCUCUUCGCCCGCCUCGCCGUCCUCGGCUCCCCCACCAAGCGCCGCGCCGCCGCCGCCGGCUUCCGCCGCCUCCGCUCCCCGCCGCGGUCGCCGUCUCCUCCAACGCCCAAGCCGAAUCAGGUAGCGGCCGUCUCGCCGCAGCUCCCGCUCCCGCUCCCGCCGGUGUCGCCGGGGAGGAGGACGCUGUUCCUGGACCUCGACGAGACGCUCAUCCACUCCCAGACCGACCCGGCGGCGCGGGCGCGGCACGACUUCGCCGUGCGCCCCGUCAUCGCGGGCCAGGCGGUCACCUUCUACGUCGUCAAGCGCCCCGGGGUCGACGCGUUCCUCGCCGCGGCGGCGGCCGCGUUCGAGCUCGUCGUCUUCACCGCGGGCCUCCCCGAGUACGCCUCCCUCGUCCUCGACCGCCUCGACCCGCGCGGCGCGCUCUUCGCCCACCGCCUCUACCGCGGCGCCUGCCGCGACGCCGGAGACGGGAGGCUCGUCAAGGACCUCGCCGCCACGGGCAGGGACCUCCGCCGCGCCGUCAUCGUCGACGACAACCCCAACGCCUACUCGCUCCAGCCCGACAACGCCGUGCCCGUGGCGCCGUUCAUCGACGACGCCGACGACCACGAGCUGGAGAGGGUGAUGGGGAUCCUGUCCAUCGCCGCCGAGUUCGACGACGUCCGCGACGCCAUCAAGCGCUACAAGGAAAUCGUCGAGGCGAGCUGAAGAAGAAGAAGAAGGUGUGGCUACUAGCCUACUACUAAAUAUUAGCUUCUUAAAUCAGUUUCAUGGCAGAAAUUUUCCCCCUUUCUUGUAAGAUCCUUGAAUUGGUUAGGGAUUUGGGAUUCAUAUAGUGGUGGCUACCUGAACCUUUCAGGAUCUUCCUGAAAGGCAGAUUGUGGGAAUGGAUUAUGUGGUUCAGAAGCUUCAGCACAAACUGAAACUGGAAUUGGGAAAUUCUAGAAUGCUGAGAAUGUUAUGAAAUUGGAGAACAAAUUUUGUUUUCUACUCAUGUGCAUCUGAUUUCAGUAAA